Ciona intestinalis (vase tunicate) is the source of this 3825-nucleotide messenger RNA. Lineage: Eukaryota; Metazoa; Chordata; Ascidiacea; Phlebobranchia; Cionidae. The record is from RefSeq and is a predicted model, not a curated record.
UUUUUCACAGAUAUUAUAGUAUUUUUAAAACAAUUUACAAACUAUGAUUAAUUUAGCUUUGGUUUGACUGUUUUUGUUUUAAAAAGACAUUAUGUAUCGCCUGUUAUAGUAAUAAAACUAAAAGCUUUUACUGAGCCAACCCUGGCUUAAACCCAAAGUCCCACGGCGUGCCUCACUGUGAGGCCUCACCCAUAUAGAAUAGAAUGUUCAUAUACAAUGUUGUGACCACUUAGCAUAUUAUUAUAGCAUGCACGGUAUUCUGCUUUUUAAUUUUAGAACCCAAAGGUGCUUACAUUUUACUUAAUUUACAAUGACAGCAAAACAACUGACAACUAAAAUUCACAAUCCCCCUGUUGAUGAAACAAUGCAGUCCAUUAUGAAGUCAUCAAUUCAUAGAAAACAUAAACUGCAAGAUAUUUACAACUUGGAGCGAAUACCGGAUACUUUGAACCAAGAUUGCAAAGUUAAAUUAUCCAACCUCAGCUCAUUGUCACUGAGGAAAUCUGAGGUUGACCUCACAACCUCUGACCCCGUGACUCCUGACGAGCGACCUUUAACCCCUAUAAACGAAAGCAUCCAGAGCCCCCCAAAGUCGUUUGCGAGCUUAUCCUCCCAUAUAAGGAAGAGGGUUCACCCCCGGCCGCAUUGGGAUUUUAUAUCAACAGAAGAUCAAGAGAGUCUUGCUGCGAUAAUCUUGGGUGAAGCAAAUGUAGUUUGGACGGCCCUUCGUAAACAAGUUCCUGAUCCUUUCCUCAUGGAUUGGCAGAAUAGGGAGUUACAAAGGAGGAUAAUGGUCCACAUAGUAACUGUAUGCGAGCAACUCUUCCUGUAUUACUGCGGCCACCUUAAAGUUCUCAACGCGCGUGGAGUGUUUAGCGAGGCAGCGAAUGUUUCAAGGAUCAGGGGACAAAUCGCAGUCGAUGCAGGGAAAUACAUGAAUAUUCUUGCCAUUCGCCGUCACAUCGUGGCCGACAUCAAGAAAUCAUUCAAACAUAAACACCAGCUUGCUAAGGUGGAUAUGGAUGCUCCUGCUGUAACUACUCUCCCCAGCAGUCUUUCGUUUCGUGCGCUCAUGCGGAAAAGUCGUCCGAAGAUAGAGAAAGAACAUCUCUUCAACAUGGGCAUAGAAAUCAAAGAUAUGAAAAACCAAAUGCCGGCGAUCGACUUUAGAAAAACAUAUAGCUCCCUCCAACGGUUGAUCCCUGUCAAGCGAUUCUACUCGGAUGACGAGAUGUUGGAAUCGGAUGUUGAUGAUCAAGAUGAGGGAGAUGAGGGCAUGGAAGAAGAUGGGGGGAUUAAGAGAGUUCGUAAAUGGGAUUCUGAACCUCAGCUUGCUACAAACUGGACUGAUGAACAAGUUGAAAAUGCUUCCCCCACCCCACACCCCCAGUCACGCAUUGAAUCACGUGCAACAAUGAAAACACCAAUCCAAGUUAAAUCAACCGUACGAGCUUCCAGCGCACCCAGGACUAACUAUAAAGGAAUAUCCGACUCCCACCUCCCAAUUCUCCCCUCCCCACGUGAAGACCUCAUGAUUAUGAUGAGGAAACAAAUGAAAGAAGAAACAACAGACCUCGAUGAUGGGACCAAUGUACCCGCUCUUAUACAAGCUAUUACAAGGAGAGAAAUUGACGACGAAAAAAUGAGAAGUUUAAAAAAAGAAGAAAACAGUUUUGUCAAAGCUGAGUUUGACCACGAGGUGGCGCCACCACCACCUAAAUAUCAACAACCAUCAAUUAAAGAAGUCAAACUGCCUGGCCUAAGCAACCCUGUUGACGGAAGCCCCACUAUUGUUAGAACAUCCAAUGAACAAGUAUCAGAUAAAGUUGAGCUACCGACUAUUACAUUGACAACAUGCGGUCCGUUGUAUAAUGAUCUAACUGGUGAAAUCUCCCCAAGUAUAGUGAAGGAACUCGACUCUAAUUUAUUCCAUGGUGAAGAAUUAACGGAGGUUUACGGUGAAAUAAUGAAAACGGUUCCUGAUGACCAUCUUAUGUUUAAUAAUGACGCUGUGGUAGUGACACCAGUUAAAGAGGUCGACAUGAGCAAGAUACGAAUGAAACACACCAACAACAACCAACACCAACCUAUCAACCCCAUGUUAAAAAUGGCGCAAACUCAACCGCAUUGGGAAGGAGAGGGUGAUUGGAAAUAUCAUCAACUCACGGAUUCUGUUGCUUCUCACGGAACAAAUCACAAAACAUCCCGUGAGUAUGCUUCAUGGUUAGCCUGGUGGAAAUCCACAAUCAACACAGAUGAUUAUUUAAAGUAUCUUUCAACACAAGAUUCAGACUUUCUUGGAGCAAUCUUCCAUUUUUACGACUCAGAAGCCUCGGAGUCAGUGGCGGGGAUGAGUUCCAACAGUGCGAGGGUUAAAGCUCAAAAAGAGUACGAGAUGAAAGUGGAGAAGAUACAAGCCAGUAAGGAACAUUACGAACGUGGGUUAUGGAACGUGAAUUCUGUUAUUUUGGGGGGGUUAGGGAAACUCCCUGAACUAGAUAAUGAAGAUGAUGUAACAAUGGAUGAAGGAUCUAUAGAACAAAGUUUUGCAAGGUUUAUGAGGCAGAAAGAAGAAAACAAUGAAAGUUAUCCGGUCACAAUAGCCAGUGUGAUGUCAGCAGAAUAUGACGAGAAGCAUGACUCGUUAUUUAGCGAAAUGUCGAGUUAUGUGGAGACAGCUAGUGGUAACGAAACAAGCCGAGCGAGGAAUAUAAGAUUUUUAUGGGACAGUGGGAACAGCACAGACGAAAGUUUAUUUUCGAGCAAUUUGACUUCAGGAAUUGGGAAAGAUUCGGAACAGUUUAGAGAACAGGAUAGUGAAGUUGAGAAGCCAAGGGUGAAACUGAAGAGUAGCAUUGAUUAUGUGAAGAUUUAUGAAAAAUCCAACAUUGCUCCAUCGCCAUCUAGCGGCCUAACCUUCCCAUCCACGACGAUGACAUCACAUGUGCAACAGACCGGAACAUACCAGCGAAGAUUUGAAAUUGUGUGGAAGAAGUUACAACUAACCAGGGAUGAAAGGGUUAAUAUUGCCAUGAAGUAUGGGGGUGAUGGGUUCAAUGCUCGCCUCAGUGAGAGCGUCGCAGCUUGGGAAAAAGUUUGUGAAUUUAUUUUGAAACGGGAGAAACUUUUACACGAGUUGGAAUUGUUUGAAAGAGAAGCUUCAGAUCCAAAGAGACUGCUACAAAAAGGUUCUUCAGUAAACCGACUGAAAGAAGCAAAACAAAGAUCAAAACUUUACAAGAAACUACAAAACGUGGACGACAUCAUAUACCCUUUGUUACAUAACAUUGAAAAAAGAUUUACCGAUGUUGUCUCAUUUAAAGGAAGGCCUUAUAUGGAUAAAAUGGAAUAUGAUAAGGUUGAGAUGUUAUACUGGUUGCAACAAGAACGUAGAUGUCACGCCCUUAGCAACAACGGACAGCAUGAACAACUUGCAUGUUUUGCUUCAGAUAAUUAUUUUAACCCACAAGUUACAAUACCUCAACUAAACCAAAGGUGUCCAGAUUCACAAAACUGAUGUUUCCAUUAAUUUAUGUUUAACUGAAAUAAAUAAAGAAUAUACAUUGCAAAUAAUGCUAUUGUAAGACUACCUUUUUUUGUAUAAAGGACAAACAAAGACAUAUUGACACCCACUGGUGUUCAGCGUGGACAUUUCUAUGUUUGUUUUUUAAGUGACGUUUACACUACAUCAUAGUUUGCUUAAAAAAAACAAAGAAAUAUCUACACCUAGCUGUGUUCAGUGCAGAUAUUUCUCAGUACGAACUAACCCUACAGUUAAAAUGCCCAAGUGUUCGCUUAACUUUAAAAUAAAGACGAAGUAUGUAU